AAAGCCAACCAAAAAUUACACUACCCCAUGAAGAACUACCAAAUUUAUCUCUUUCCACAAUUUCUUUCUCUCCUUAUAAUUCAAAUACUUCCAAUUGCCACUCAAAAACAUGCAUGCGACGUGACAAGUUUCCCCCAAGCAUCCCAAUUUCCAUUUUGCGACACUUCCUUGUCAUACGACAUCCGAGCCAAAGACAUAAUUUCACGCCUCACUCUCCAAGAGAAAGUCCAACAAUUAGUCUCAGGAAGCGCGGGCAUUUCCCGCCUCGGUGUGCCUUCCUACGAGUGGUGGUCCGAGGCCCUUCACGGGGUCUCGAACGUUGGACCGGGGACUACGUUCAACGCCACCGUCCCCGGUGCCACUAGUUUCCCCGCAGUGAUCCUCUCCGCGGCGGCUUUCAAUGCGUCAUUGUGGUAUAAGAUGGGGCAGGCCGUGUCGACUGAGGCUCGGGCCAUGUACAACGCGGGCCUCGCCGGGUUGACGUAUUGGAGCCCGAAUGUCAAUGUGUUUCGCGACCCCCGGUGGGGCCGGGGGCAGGAGACACCGGGGGAGGACCCUCUUGUGGUGUCCAAGUAUGCAGUGAAUUAUGUGAAAGGUCUCCAAGAAAUGAGUAAUGAGGAAGGUAGUGGUGGUAAUCAGGGUGAUAGGCUUAAGGUUUCUAGUUGUUGCAAACACUACACCGCUUAUGAUGUUGAUAAUUGGAAAGGUGUUGAUCGGUUUCAUUUUGAUGCCAAGGUGACAAAGCAGGAUUUAGAGGACACGUAUCAGCCACCAUUCAAAAGCUGUGUGGAGAAGGGCCACGUCAGCAGUGUGAUGUGCUCAUAUAACAGAGUAAAUGGGAUUCCCACCUGUGCUGACCCGGACCUUCUCAAAGGGGUGAUCAGAGGCCAGUGGGGUCUGGACGGAUACAUUGCUUCAGACUGCGACUCAAUUGAAGUAUAUUACAAUUCUAUCCAUUACACUGCAACACCUGAGGAUGCAGUAGCCCUUGCCUUGAAGGCAGGUUUGAACAUGAACUGUGGUGAUUACCUAGGAAAAUACACAGCCAAUGCUGUUCAGUUGAAAAAAGUGGAUGAGUCUGUUGUAGACCAGGCCUUGAUUUACAACUAUGUAACCCUCAUGAGACUUGGGUUUUUUGACGGGAAUCCGAAAUCGGGUCCAUACGGGAAUCUUGGACCGGCUGAUGUGUGCACAGAUGAACACAAAAGUUUGGCACUUGAUGCUGCAAAGCAGGGGAUAGUGUUGCUAGAAGACAAUGGAAUUCUUCCUUUGUCACCAGACAAAGUCAAGAACUUGGCUGUUGUAGGACCCAAUGCCAAUGCCACCAAUGCUAUGAUAAGCAACUAUGCCGGUAUCCCUUGUGGCUACACUAGCCCCUUCCAAGGGCUAAAGAAGUAUGUGCAGGCCGCGAUAUAUGAGCCCGGGUGUAGCAACGUCAAAUGCGGCAGUGAGAGCCUUAUUGAGGCGGCGGCCAAGGCUGCAGCCACCGCUGAUGUCGUGGUGGCGGUGAUGGGGCUAGAUCAGUCCAUAGAAGCAGAGGGGCUGGACAGAGAGAACUUGACACUGCCUGGUUUUCAGGAAAAGCUUGUGAAACAAGUGGCUAAUUCCACGAAUGGAACAGUCAUUCUGGUUGUCAUGUCGGCUGGUCCCAUUGAUGUUUCAUUUGCCAAGAAUUUGAGCAAAGUUGGGGGAAUUUUGUGGGUAGGCUAUCCGGGGCAAGAUGGAGGGGAUGCAAUAGCUCAAGUCAUAUUUGGAGAUUAUAAUCCGGGUGGAAGGAGUCCCUUCACAUGGUACCCACAAGAAUACACAGAUCAAGUGCCAAUGACAGAGAUGAACAUGAGAGAAAACACUAGCAACAAUUUCCCAGGUAGAACCUACAGAUUCUACACUGGAAAAACCAUUUAUGAGUUUGGCCAUGGUCUAAGCUACUCAGUAUUCUCAAAGUUCUUCAUAUCUGCUCCCACCACUGUAGUAAUCAAACCAACAUCCACUUCCAAACCACUUAACAUUCUAUCCUCCAAAUCCAUACAACCAAAACAUUUUCUUGCCGGCCAAGCAAUCGAUAUCUCAGCAAUAAACUGCCAGAACCUGACGUUUGACAUCUCCGUCGGCGUGAGGAACAGCGGGCCAAGGGACGGAUCUCAUGUGGUGCUAGUGUUCUGGAAGCCGCCGAGCUCUAAGGACUUGAGUGGCGCACCAAAUGUGCAGCUCGUCGGGUUUGAGAGAGUAGUGGUGAUGAAUGGGAAGACAGAGUCCAUGACUGUGAAGUUGGAUUUGUGCGAGGGACUUAACCUUGUGGACAGUGAAGGGAAUAGAAAGUUGGUCAUUGGACAACACACUCUUAUUGUUGGUUCUCCUAGUGAGCGCCAAGUUAGGCACCGUCUCAAUGUGAGACUGGCCGAGAUGAGUACUAUCCACAGGUUUCCCAUGGAAGGUUUGAUUCCGUACCUUAUCCACGCGCUGAGGAACGAGAAGCCGAGGAACAGCUACAGAAGCUUCUCCGAGAACUCCACCAGCCAGAGGAGCUACCAUCGCCUUCUGAGCGGAUCCAGCCAUAAAUUUUCCGAAGGAUCGUCCCACCGGCGAACGCGAUCGGAGUUCCAGCCGCCGCCGCCGCUGGACUUCGCCGAGCAGCGAUCGCGGAGCGUCAACAGAGGCUUUCCGUCGCCGUCUGAGAAUCGGAGGGACUCUUCUUCUUACCCUAAUUUCAACGCCGAUCUUCGGAGGAGGACUGCUUCAAAGUGAUUGGUGAAAAAACAACGAUCUUCUGUUCUGUUUAUUGUAUAAUGUAGUGCUUUGUUUCGUGUUUCCAAAUUGGUUGGAUUCUUUUGUCGAGAUUAGUGUCGUUUGUUUAGGUGGAGGUCCAUUAAAGUGGAUGGAUUUCCGCUUGUAAUCAAUUUGUAAUAACAUUUGGAUUUUAUUAGCAAUACUAAUACCGUGGGUUAUAUUAUCCACACAAAAAAACCUUGGGUUGUUUUUUUAUUAUAAAUAUUUAAUAGUGUAUAUAUAGUUGGCUAUUUUGCAAAAUGAUCAAAAAUAGAGACGAUAAUUGUGGCUUUCCAAGGAGAAAAUAACUAGAUGUAGUUAUUGAGGAUUGACUAAUUUGAAGUUCAAUAAUGUGUGAACAAUUGUCUAUGCGUUUAGAGGAAAUAAAUGGAAC
Molecule: messenger RNA, 3160 nt
Organism: Morus notabilis
Lineage: Eukaryota; Viridiplantae; Streptophyta; Magnoliopsida; Rosales; Moraceae
Product: probable beta-D-xylosidase 5
Exons: 7
Coding region: 28-2745 (905 amino acids)
Biological process (GO): xylan catabolic process; arabinan catabolic process
Cellular component (GO): plant-type cell wall
Molecular function (GO): xylan 1,4-beta-xylosidase activity; alpha-L-arabinofuranosidase activity
Source: RefSeq, a predicted model, not a curated record